This is a messenger RNA of Halichondria panicea, 2495 nucleotides long. RefSeq names its product X-ray repair cross-complementing protein 5-like. Gene Ontology annotation, molecular function: DNA helicase activity; telomeric repeat DNA binding; double-stranded DNA binding. Lineage: Eukaryota; Metazoa; Porifera; Demospongiae; Suberitida; Halichondriidae. Gene Ontology annotation, cellular component: nucleus; Ku70:Ku80 complex. The record is from RefSeq and is a predicted model, not a curated record. Gene Ontology annotation, biological process: telomere maintenance; double-strand break repair via nonhomologous end joining; DNA recombination. The transcript is spliced from 23 exons. Bases 126 to 2339 code for a protein of 737 amino acids.
AAAGUUGUGCAUGCACAUGUGCAACAAAAAAGGGGUGGGUGCUGAUGGCUCGACCUUUACCAUCAGUGAUGGAAUUAGAAGCAUGGUGAAUUGAACUUACACUGAAAACGUUUGCUGUGUGAUCAAUGGCAAAGGCUCAGGACUGUGUCAUAGUGUGUGUUGAUGUGGGGUACUCGAUGAGCUUUGCCCCACCCUCUGGUGGCAACACUUAUCUCGAGAUGGCCGUCAAAGUAGCCAAUCAGAUUAUCCAGCAGAAGAUGUUUGCUGGGAGUAAAGACCUUGUUGGACUUGUGCUAUUCGGAACUGCAGAGACUGACAAUGAGCUGGCCUCCCGUGAGGGCGGUUACGACAAUAUCUCUGUCCCCUACCUCCCCACGAACCCCUCCUUGGAUCUGCUCAAGUUCCUCAACCAGGUUCAAGCGGGGGCUGUCUCCGCAGACUUUAUUGAUGCUCUUGUUGUCGCUAUGGACAGUUUAGUCAACGCUACCAGGAGUCUCAAGAAAGUGGGGGAGAAGAAGAUCUACCUACUCACUGACGCGGGGUCAGAGUACAGUGAUGACGGGCUGGAGUCCAUUUGUGCUGGACUGGAGAAGGAAGGCAUUGAGCUUGUUGUUGUUGGGCCCUCUAUUAGUCCUGGUGGGGGCAAUACUGGAGAUAGUGGUUCCCCUGGCGAUGGUCCUGGCCCCUCCUACCGCCCACCCCCAUCAGUGACGAAGAAGACACCUCAACAGAUUGCCGGGGAGGGAGUGCUACAGAGAAUCGUUGAAACAGUCGAUGGACUCUGUUUCUCAUUUCAUGAGGAACUUCAAAUGGCAUCCCUCAUUAGAAAAGGAGCAAAGAGACAAACGGCACGGUUUUCAGGGAACUUGGAGAUAGGCAAGCAAUUUCAGAUAGCAUGCAAGAUAUACACAAAAACGAUGGAAGAGAAGCCCCCGUCCUGGAAGAAACUAUCUGCAGUGAGUCAAGCCUCAUCCAAACCCGAGAGCAUGGGGGUCAAGAUGCAUCGCUCCUACCAUCUCAACGAUGAGGACGAGACUGAGGUGGACAUGGACAAUGUCGCUAAAGGUUACUGGUAUGGGAAGAGUUUGAUCCCAGUAUCAGAUGCGGACGAGAAGGCAAUGGCGCUUCAAGCACCCAGAUGUCUGUCUCUCCUCGGGUUCUCCAAACGGAGCAGCAUCAAGAACCAUCAAACACUGGGCAAUGGAGUACAAGUAGUUGUGGCAAACCCUGAUGAUAAGGCUGGCUGUGUGUCACUGUCUGCAUUCAUCCAUGCCCUCUACGAGACAGACAUGGUGAUGGUGUGCCGCUAUGUGUGGAGGAACAACUCUCAGCCCAAGUUAGUGGUCCUCGCCCCUCACAUCAAACCAGACAAAGAGUAUUUGCUCAUGCGUCAAGUUCCAUUCACGGAGGAUGUGAGAUGCUUUGUGUUUCCCUCCCUCCCCGGAGAGAGGAAGAGCAACCAGCCAACAGAGGAGCAGCUGUCUGCAGUAGACGACCUCAUCACAAACAUGGACCUCAUGAAGGCUGAUGUUGAUGAAGAUGGUAGACCUUGUGAGGCCCUCAAGCCUAAAAACACUCCCAACCCACUCAUACAGCGCAUAUUCCAGUGUGUAGCUCAUCGAGCUCUCCACCCCACCGACCCACUGCCAGAGGUUGACCCAAGCAUUAAGAGACUAGUGACCCCCAGUCCAGCUAUACUAACACAGUGCAGUGGAGCACUCAACAGAAUUAAGGACGUAUUUCCACUGACCAAAGUGGAGGCUAAGGAAUCAGAGGCUUCAACUGCGUGGAAGAAAACUUCUGAUUUGGAUCUGGAUGCCGAGGCUCCGCCCGCUAAGAAGGCUCGUGUGGAGGAAGACACUGACUUCAGUAUGGCUUCUCUCGCCAGAGGAGAAGUGAAGCAGGUGGGUACAUUGGACCCUGUGGGUGACUUCACCACUCUCCUAAAGCAAGGCAGUCUUCUAUCAGCCGCGUGUAAGAUGUUGCAGGAGGUGGCUGUGAAGCUGGUGAAAGAGUCGUUUGGGGAUACCUACUAUGGCAAGGCUAUGGACUGUAUUCAAGCACUGAGAUCAGAGGCCAUUAAACAAUCUGAGCCGACAGUGUUCAACCCCUUCCUACGAGAGCUCAAGAGUGAUUUUGUAGGAACGAGGUAUGCAGCAUUCUGGAGUCAUGUGACGAGUGAAGGUGUGACUCUGGUGAGCAGUGUGGAGUGUGGAGUGAGCGAUGUGACCCCGGAGCAAGCCAAACAGUUUAUUGAGGAGGAGGCUAGUGUGACUGAGAGUUCCCCCGCCCCUCCUGAGGUCACUGAUGAUGCUGACGGUCUGCUGGCAAUGAUGUGAUGAGAGCAAGUCUGACCUCAUGUGAACAAUCUUUCCACUGAUCUCUUUGAUACCAGUCAAUUACUUACAUUGUAUGUUAAUCCUUCACGCAUUUCUCGAACAAUCUUGUGGUUUAAAACGAAACAUAGUGUUUACGUGCAUCUUAUUUCAAAACAA